AUGGCACAGAAGCAACAAAGUCGCAAAAAAUCAGAUUCCAACACGGGCAUGACAAUAAGCUGGAGAGCCAUCCGUCACUGGGUGGAGUGGCCUUUUGCAGGUUGGUCCCGCUAUUCAAUUGUAGGAGAUGCCUCUGCCGGUCAACACAACUUACGCAUCGACUAUGCUGAACUCGACGACGAUGCUGUUUAUGAGUGCCAAGCCACACAAGCAGCGCUGCGCUCCCAGCGAGCUAAACUUACUGUACUUAUCCCUCCCAAUGACCCUGAGAUUCACAGUGGCCCCAUUGUCCAUGUCAUAUCCAACAUCCCCUACAACCUUUCAUGCCGCGCAUCUGGAGCCAAGCCAGCAGCUGAAAUCACCUGGUAUCGUGAUGGGCAGCGACAAGAAUCAGCUGUUUACUCCAAGUCCCUGAUGGAUGAUGGCAAGCGGGAAGUGGCUGUCAGCACCUUCCUCUUAAUACCAAGCAGCCGAGACAUGGGCAGCACCUUCACCUGUCGUGUCAGCAACCCGGCAGCCCCUGCUGGCAAGCAGACCUCGGUCACCCUUAACGUUCAGUAUCCACCCAUUGUGAUCCUGUCUGUACAGCCGCAAACUGUGCCUGAAGGCGGCAAAGUGAGCUUCCUCUGUACCGCAACUUCCAAUCCUGAAGUGACAGGUUACCGGUGGGCUAAAGGAGGUGUCCCCAUCCCAGAGGCCAACGGUGACAGCUACGAAGCCACAGUUGACCAGUCUUUCUUCACAGAGCCCGUGUCGUGUGAAGUGUCCAACGCUGUGGGCAGCACCAAUGUUAGCACUCUGGUGGACGUCCACUUUGGGCCUCACCUUGUCUCACAGCCUAAGCCCCUGACGGUGGACAUCGGCUCAGAUGCCUCUUUCACCUGCACCUGGACUGGGAACCCACCUCUAACCUUGGCCUGGACAAAGAAAGGAUCCACUGUGGUGCUGAGUAACGGCAACACACUGCAUCUCAAGGCAGUGACACAAGAGGAUGCCGGGGUGUACGUGUGCAAAGCCAUCGUGCCUCGCAUUGGAGUGGCCGAGAAAGAAGUGACCCUGGCUGUGAAUGGUCCACCCAUUAUCAGUGCUGAAUCAAGCCAGCAGACCGCAGUGGGAGCCAAGGCCCGUCUGGAAUGUUUGGUGGAAAGCGUGCCACGGCCGGACCGGAUCGCCUGGGCGUGGGGCGAACGGAUGCUGGACACUGGCUCCCUGGACCGUUUCACAGUGGACACCGUAGUGACUGAGCAAGGGGUGCUCUCAGCUCUGCUGAUCGACCCAACCCAUGACGACGACUUCGCAGUGCCCUACAACUGCACGGCGUGGAACCGCUUUGGCGCCCGCUCCGUGGCAGUCAGCUUACGCCGACAAGAGGUCCUGUCUGUCCUGAUGUUGGGUGCUUUGGCUGCCUCGGGCGUUGUGGCUCUCUUGCUCUUAGUGGUCUUCGUCUCUCUCUGCUAUCGACGUAAGCGCUGCGGAAAAGCCAAGCGAGGGACGCAGCUGUCUAAGGCCGAUAUCCUCGUGCAGAUCACCACAAGCGAGAGCAGCCCCAGCAGGCCCAGCGAGGUGGAAGAUGACGCCAAGGAACCCAUGGCUACAAGCAGCGAGUCUCCAGCCACAUCGCACACUGAACACAGUGAAAUCCUGGAGGAUGACGAAGGGAGUCAGGAGCUGAAGGACCCCACCAAUGGCUACUACAAGGUGCGUGCCCACGAGGAGCCCUGCUUGGGGAGCAGCUUUUCAGAAUACACGCCAGCCCCCCGGCCUUUGUUCGGGCCAACGUCCCUGUACCCUUCCGCGGGGCCGGUGCAACCAAAACUCUUUGACUACACCCACCGCUACACCUUGGGCACCCCCAGUUCCCGCUCAGCCUACGACACCACCCACGAGCGGCUUUUCCCUCCAGAGAACAUAUACAGCGGGGCGACAUACCUCACCGCUCCCUACAGCCGGGCGUUCACCAGCUACGUCAAGCCGAGCAGCUACGAGAAAGCUGAGAGCGGUUACGAGCAGUCCGACCAAGCCAGCAAGGCUUCGGGCUGCUCCCGUUUCUCCUACACUUCCUUGUCUCAGCAGUCUGACUAUGGGCGCCCUGCUCAACAGCGCAUGCAGACCCACGUAUGA
This is a messenger RNA of Pseudonaja textilis, 2121 nucleotides long. The record is from RefSeq and is a predicted model, not a curated record. Lineage: Eukaryota; Metazoa; Chordata; Lepidosauria; Squamata; Elapidae.